This is a messenger RNA of Haliotis rufescens (red abalone), 2472 nucleotides long. RefSeq names its product proteoglycan 4-like. The transcript has 4 exons. Bases 1 to 2472 code for a protein of 823 amino acids. Lineage: Eukaryota; Metazoa; Mollusca; Gastropoda; Lepetellida; Haliotidae. The record is from RefSeq and is a predicted model, not a curated record.
AUGGGCGUUCAUUCGUCACGACUACCAUCCACAUGGGAACGUGUGAAGCCAUUUUGUUCUGUCCGACUCAAGGAUAUUGCUGGAAUGCCGCGGAAGGUCGGCGAAGCACCCGGCAUCCUAGCACCUCUACACCCAAGCACCCUGGCACCCCAGCACCCAGCAACCAGCAUCCCAACAUCCCAGCACCUCUACACCCCAGCACCCCGGCACCCCAGCCUUUCUACACCCCAGCACCCAGCAUACCAGAAUCUCUACACCCCACAAUCUCUACACCCCAGCACCCAGCACCCCAGCAUCUCUACACCCAAGCACCCAGCACCCCAGCAUCUCUUCACCCCAGAACAGCAACAUAACACCUCUACACCCCAGCACCCAGUACCUCUACACCCCAGCACCCCAGUACCUCUACACCCCAGCAUCUCUACACCCAAGCACCCAGCACCCCAGCAUCUCUUCACCCCAGAACAGCAACAUAACACCUCUACACCCCAGCACCCAGCACCUCUACACCCCAGCACCCCAGUACCUCUACACCCCAGCAUCUCUACACCCCAGCACCCAGCAUCCCAGCACCUCUACACCCCAGCACCCCAGUACCUCUACACCCCAGCACCCCAGCACCCCAGCACCUCUACAACCCAGCAGCCAGUAUCCCAGCACCUCUACACCCAAGCACCAAGCACCCCAGCUCCCAGCACCCCAGCACCUCUACACCCCAGCACCUCCACACCCCAGCACCUAGCAUCCCAGCAUCUCUACACCCCAGCACCCAACACCCAAGCAUCUCUACACCCCAGCACCUACACCCAGCAUCCCAGCACCUCUACAACCCAGCACCCCAGCAUCUCUACACCCCAGCAACUAGCAUCACAGCACCUCUACACCCCAGCACCCAGCAUCCCAGCACCUCUACACCCCAGCACCUCUACACCCCAGCAGCCAGUACCCCAGCACCUCUACACCCCAGCACCAAGCACCCCAGUACCCAGCACCCCAGCACCUCUACAGCCAAACACCUCUACACCCCAGCACCUCCACACCCCAGCACCUAGCAUCCCAGCAUCUCUACACCCCAGCACCCGGCACCCAAGCAUCUCUACACCCCAGCACCUAGCAUCACAGCACCUCUACACCCCAGCACCCAGCAUCCCAGCACCUCUACACCCCAGCACCUCUACAUUCUGCACCCAGCAUCCCAGCACCUCUACACCCCAGCACCUCUACACCCCAGCACCCAGCAUCCGAGCACCUCUACACCCCAGCACCUCUACACCCCAGCACCUCUACACCCCAGCACCCAGCACCCCUGCACCUCUACACCCUAGCACCCAGCAUCCCGGCACCUCUACACCGCAGCACCCCGGCACCCCAGCAUCUCUACACCCCAGCACCCAGCACCCCAGCACCCCAGCACCUCUACACCCCAGUACCCCAUCAUCUCUACACCCCAGGACCCAGCACCCAAGCACCCAGCAUCCCAGCACCUCUACACCCCAGCACCCAGCACCCAGCACCCAGCACCCAGCACCCCAGCACCCCAGCACCUCUACACCCCAGCACCCAGCACCCCAGCACCUCUACACCCCACACCCAGCACCCCAGCACCUCUACACCCCAGCACCCCAGCAUCUCUACACCCCAUCACCCAGCACCCCAGCACCCAGCAUCCCGGCACCUCUACAUCCCAGCACCUCUACACCCCAGCACCCAGCACCCAGCACCCCAGCACCCAGCAUCCAGCAUCCCGGCACCUCUACAUCCCAGCACCUCUACACCCCAGCACCCAGCACCUCUACACCCCAGCACCCAGCACCCCAGCACCCCAGCACCCCAGCACCUCUACACCCCAGCACCCAGCACCCCAGCACCUCUACACCCAUGCACCAAGCACCCAAGCACCUCUACACCCCAGCACCCAGCAUCCCAGCACCUCUACACCCCACAGCCCGGCACCCCAGCAUCUCUACACCCAUGCACCAAGCACCCAAGCACCUCUACACCCCAGCACCCAGCAUCCCAGCACCUCUACACCCCAGCACCCAGCACCCCAGCACCUCUACACCCCAGCACCCAGCAUCCCAGCACCUCUACACCCCAGCACCCAGCAUCCUGGCACCUCUACACCCCAGCAACUCUACACCCCAGCACCCAGCAUCCCAUCAUCUCUUCGACCCAGCACCCACCAUCCCAGCAUAUCUACACCCCAGCAACUCUACACCCCAGCACCCAGCAUCCCAGCAUCUCUUCACCCCAGCACCCAGCAUCCCAGCAUCUCUACACCCCAGCACCUCUACACCCGAGCACCCAGCAUCCCAGCGCCUCUACAUCCCAGCAUCUCUACACCCCAGCACCCAACAGCCCUGCACCUCUACACCCCAGCAUCUCUACACCCCAGCAUCUCUACACCCAGCACCCAGCACAUCUACACCCCAGCACCCCAGUACUCUAUGCUUCCCUCAAGGACUGACUUAA